GCUCUGAAGUCAUGGCAGGCACUAGCUGCGCCUCUGAUAUAGUCCUGACCUUCUCAGUGGACUCUGUGCAGGUGGUCCCGGGCCUGUUGGCAGUUGCUGUGGUUCUGGGAGCUGUGAUUGGAGUCCUUGCUGCAGGACUGCUGUGCUGGUAUGUGCUUUUGCCCCUGCUCUCCAAGAGGGUUAAGGACUCAGAUGUACAUUUGGAGGACAAGAAAUCUGAUCGUAAACAAGAUGCCAGUGAUUCUCCCUCAAAAGUUAAAAAGAAGAUUCGAACAAGAGAGUCUAGACUUAUGCCACUUGAUGAAGAAGGCAACCAGCUGCCUAGCAAUGGUGUUGAAGCAUUUGCGUUAAAGGCCAAAGUUGUUUAUCCAAUAAAUCAAAAGUUUAGGCCACUUGCUGAUGGAGCAUCAAACCCAUCACUGCAUGAAAAUUCUAAGCGCGCCCAGUUACCUAACCAGAUGUUUGAAGACUCUGCAGGGAGCAGUACAGAAUCUCUGAGUCAGGGGGAGAAGGAGGAUGGAAGUUCAUCCACCACAAUACAUUCCACUACCAGUCUGGAUAGAUUCUACGAGAGAACCUUUCCCCGAGUCAACGCUUUCCCUGAAGUUCUUAUAUGUAACAGCUGUGAUGUUAAGUUGUGCCUGUAUAGCCUAUGUCUGCAAAGCUUGCCUCUUGUUGAUGCUGAACUAAGACGAGAACAAUACACGAUGUUUGUUCAGAUUCUUCGCAUCAGCCUGACUGACCUGCUGCUGGAGAAGAAAAUUGAUAGAGACCUGUACACGCACAUCCUUUCUUCAAAGGAGACUGAGUUGGAGGAGCUAGAACAGACAUACCACUCUAGGAUCGCUUCCAGCAAGCAGACUCGUGGACAGGGCUCGGAAUUUCAGACUAUGGAGGACAUUGAAAGAAGAGAGAGAGAAUACUCCGAUCAUCUUAUUCAAAAUUUAGAAGGCUUCUGGAGGCAAAUCGAGAGCACCCAUCAGUUCCUUCACGAGAAGGUGAAGUGCUCAUAUGAUGAAGCUGGAAGAAUUAUGAUGAACCUUAUAUCAAAAAUGGUUUCAGUGGAGAGCAUCCUGUGUGACUCUCAGGAGGAGUUGACCAUGGAAAUGCAAGAAAAGAUGAUCCGCUGGGAGAACAUGGCGAAGGUGGUGGAUUUGUUGAAAUACCAAAUACAGGAGGAAAGUGAAUGCCGUCUCGGUGCGGUUUCCAAAACCCUGGAACAGCUGACCAUUAAGAAGAAGAUUACUGUGAAACAAAAGGAGAGACACCUCACCGAUCUCUUUAAAGCAUUCUGGGAGGAGGUGUCGCGGUACAACAGGGAUUGCCUUCAUCAGACUAAAGCUCUAAUAACCGAACACUUGGGGCACCGCAGUAAACUCGCAGAGAUCCUUCACAAAACCCAGGCAGAGGAGCGCCUUCGUUUCCUGGAAAGGGUAGAGGGGUCUGCUGACGCCGAUAGAUUUCUCAAGGAGUACCACAAACUGCUGGAGACACAGAGAGAGCUGUUUGCAGAACUGGAAGAUGAAGAGGACUGCAAAGUCAUUGAUGCUGUUGCUGAGCUCUGCAAGGAAUUGUAUACAGGGGCCUCCCAGACAUUUGAAAAGCUGGUGAAAAGGUUGUUGUUCCAGACACUUCCUGAAAUUGCUAGCUUGACAUUAGGAGAGUGUGAAAUUCUAAAGCAUGAGCUACGGCAGAAUCUGUCUGCAGAGCUGGAGAAGGCAGAGAAUGAGAGGAAGACCAGGAUCAAACUCUUCCAGGAGAAACUUGUACACGAAAAACAGUUGUGGGCACGAGAGCAAGCGCUGUCAGCCAUGCUUGAUAAGUAUGUAUGUGAGACACAGCAGCAGAUCACCAGAGAGGUGUUAGAUCGGUUAAGUGGCCUCAGCGAGGAGUCCCACAGACUUGCAGUACAGAGACACAAGUUUUUGUUGAGAUCUGUGAUGCGUACGCUCUCCCUGCGAAAUAUUACUAUGGCAACCCUGACACAGAUGAGGAUGUCCAGAAAGAUUGUCAUUGUUCAAGAGCUGAAGGAGCAACAUGCCUUGGAAAAGGGCAAGUGGCACUUACAGGACGAGGAGCAGUGGCAAACCCAGAGCGAGAUGGAAGCUCAUAUCUCAGAGGAGGAAAGCAAGCUGGAGGAGGAAACCUGGCAGGCACGCAGUGACUUCCAGCAGCAACUUCUUUUAGACUUGACAGAAGCCAAUCAUGGCAUUCGCCAGCACAUGGAGCGUGCCAUAGGGCAGAGCCUGAUACACCAUGCACAGCAAGAGGCUGCCAAGAGCAUGAUAGAAGAGAACAGUGAAUUCAAGGAGCGUCUGCUGGAAGCUGCAGUGGAGAGCGUGUACAUCACAAGCAGUAAUGUGAACAAUCUGGUUCAAAGCUAUUAUCAAAUCACGGAGCAAAUUCUAAAGGAUUAUGAAAAGGAAAAGAGUAAACAGUUAAAGGCCGCAAAAGGUAAUUUAUUGGGUGGCAACAUUGAUAAUACAGUUCGCACAAAAUUGCACAAUAACAAGAAACCGACCAGCAGUGAAAAGGCUUUACAACAGGAAUCCGGUCACAAUCUCCAUAGAAGGCUGAAGUCUCUACAAAAGCAAUUACCGGAGAAGCUCAGACUGUAUCAGCAGGGCCGGCUGGACUCCCUGAGACAGAAGAAAUCUCUCCUCCAUCUCGUGGAAGGGCAGCUGGAAAACAAGCUGAAGUUACUGCCUGUGCUGACCCAGCUCUUCUGCCUCUCCCAGCUCUUCUGCCUCUCCCCUCACCUUCUUACAUAUACUUUUAUGUAG
This is a messenger RNA of Nanorana parkeri, 2783 nucleotides long. RefSeq names its product EvC ciliary complex subunit 1 (gene EVC). The record is from RefSeq and is a predicted model, not a curated record. Bases 12 to 2783 code for a protein of 923 amino acids. The transcript has 20 exons. NCBI's taxonomy places the organism in Eukaryota, Metazoa, Chordata, Amphibia, Anura, Dicroglossidae. Gene Ontology annotation, biological process: smoothened signaling pathway.